UUUAGAACAUCCUGAAUAAGCAGUUCAAGGAUGUGCUGUCUGUGCUUGAGACCAUAAAGCGGUGAUUCGCAGCACAGCCCUUGAAAGCUCUUUCAAACUAAACAAGCUGUCCUGGAGACUGAUGUGCACACUGCCCACCCAAAAAGACAGACAAAAACAAAGAAACAACUCUAUCCUCCCUACGCCAUCACUGACAAGAGCUCUGCCGCUCAGGGUCACUGCUCUGCUCUGUGCUUCCAGUGUGCGCAGACUGUGUGGUUGGUUGUAGGGCCCAAUCAUAUCUAUGCCUCUUUCUCUACCAUAAAACCACCUAAAAGUAUUCAACUCUGACAGCAGACACAGCUAAAUCUUGGAUUUGUAUAAUCCAAAGCCUGGAAGGAGACCCAAAGAGACACACGUGACCAUCAGGGACCAUGAACAACCCAUUUGCACACCUUGCUGAGCCUUUGGAUCCUGCACAACCAGAAAAGAAAUUCUUCAAUUUGAAUAAAUUGAAGGAUACAAGAUAUGAACGCUUACCAUUUUCUAUCAGAGUUCUUCUGGAGGCAGCCAUUCGGAACUGUGAUCAAUUUUUGGUGAAGAAAAAUGACAUUGAAAAUAUCCUGAAUUGGAAUGUCAUGCAGCAUAAGAACAUAGAAGUGCCAUUUAAGCCUGCCCGGGUCAUCCUGCAGGACUUUACGGGUGUACCAGCUGUGGUUGACUUUGCUGCAAUGCGUGAUGCUGUGAAAAAGUUAGGAGGAGAUCCAGAGAAAAUAAACCCUGUAUGUCCUGCCGAUCUUGUAAUUGAUCAUUCCAUCCAGGUUGAUUUCAACAGAAGGGCAGACAGUUUACAGAAGAAUCAAGACCUGGAAUUUGAAAGAAAUAGAGAACGAUUUGAAUUUCUGAAGUGGGGUUCUCAGGCUUUUCACAACAUGCGGAUUAUUCCCCCUGGCUCAGGAAUCAUCCACCAGGUGAAUCUGGAGUAUUUGGCAAGAGUGGUGUUUGAUCAGGAUGCAUAUUAUUAUCCAGACAGCCUCGUGGGCACGGACUCGCACACUACCAUGAUUGACGGUUUGGGGGUCCUUGGCUGGGGUGUGGGUGGUAUUGAAGCAGAAGCUGUCAUGCUGGGCCAGCCAAUCAGCAUGGUGCUUCCCCAGGUGAUUGGCUACAGGCUCCUGGGGAAUCCCUGCCCUCUGGUGACAUCCACCGACAUCGUGCUCACCAUCACCAAGCACCUCCGCCAGGUUGGGGUAGUGGGCAAAUUUGUCGAGUUCUUCGGGCCUGGAGUAGCCCAGUUGUCUAUUGCUGACCGAGCUACGAUUGCGAACAUGUGUCCAGAAUAUGGAGCAACUGCUGCCUUUUUCCCAGUUGAUGAAGUUAGUAUCAAGUACCUGGUGCAGACAGGUCGUGAUAAAGAAAAAAUAAAGCAUAUUAAAAAGUAUCUUCAGGCUGUAGGAAUGUUUCGGGAUUUCAGUGACCCCUCUCAAGACCCAGACUUUGCCCAGGUCGUGGAAUUAGAUUUGAAAACAGUAGUGCCCUGCUGCAGUGGACCCAAAAGGCCUCAGGACAAAGUUGCUGUGUCUGACAUGAAAAAGGACUUUGAGAGCUGCCUUGGAGCCACGCAAGGGUUUAAAGGAUUCCAAGUUGCUCCAGACCAUCGUGAUGACCAUAAGACAUUUAUCUAUAAUAACAGCAAAUUCACCCUUGCUCAUGGUUCUGUGGUAAUUGCUGCCAUUACUAGCUGUACAAACACGAGUAAUCCAUCUGUGAUGUUAGGAGCAGGAUUGUUAGCGAAGAAAGCUGUGGAUGCUGGUCUGAGUGUGAAGCCUUACAUCAAAACCAGCCUGUCUCCUGGGAGUGGUGUGGUCACCUACUACCUGCGAGAAAGUGGAGUCAUGCCUUAUUUGUCUCAGCUUGGGUUUGAUGUGGUGGGCUACGGCUGCAUGACCUGCAUUGGCAACAGUGGGCCCUUACCUGAACCUGUGGUAGAAGCCAUCACGCAGGGAGACCUCGUAGCUGUUGGAGUACUAUCUGGGAACAGGAAUUUUGAAGGUCGAGUCCACCCCAAUACCCGGGCCAACUAUUUAGCCUCUCCACCCUUAGUAAUAGCAUAUGCAAUUGCUGGGACCAUCAGGAUCGACUUUGAGAAAGAGCCACUAGGGGUAAAUGCAAAGGGACAACAGGUAUUUCUGAAAGAUAUCUGGCCAACAAGAGAUGAGAUCCAGGCUGUGGAGCGUCAGUACGUCAUCCCUGGGAUGUUUAAGGAGGUCUAUCAGAAAAUAGAGACUGUGAAUGAAAGCUGGAAUGCCUUAGCAGCCCCAUCAGAUAAGCUGUAUUGUUGGAAUCCCAAAUCUACGUACAUUAAAUCACCACCAUUCUUUGAAAACCUGACUUUGGAUCUGCAGCCCCCUAAAUCUAUAGUGGAUGCCUAUGUAUUAUUAAGUUUGGGAGAUUCAGUAACAACUGACCACAUUUCUCCGGCUGGAAAUAUUGCAAGAAACAGCCCUGCUGCUCGCUACUUAACCAACAGGGGCCUGACUCCGCGGGAAUUCAAUUCCUAUGGCUCUCGCCGAGGUAAUGACGCCAUCAUGGCAAGGGGGACAUUUGCCAACAUUCGCUUAUUAAACAAAUUUUUGAAGAAGCAGGCACCACAGACUAUACAUCUGCCUUCUGGAGAAACUCUUGAUGUAUUUGAUGCCGCUGAGCGGUACCAGCAGGCAGGCCUUCCCCUGAUCAUUCUGGCUGGCAAAGAGUAUGGCUCAGGUAGCUCCCGAGACUGGGCAGCCAAGGGCCCUUUCCUCCUGGGAAUCAAAGCUGUCCUGGCUGAGAGUUACGAGCGCAUUCACCGCAGCAACUUGGUCGGAAUGGGGGUGAUUCCCCUGGAAUAUCUCCCUGGGGAGGAUGCAGACAUGCUGGGACUCACAGGGCAGGAACGAUACACCAUCGUCAUUCCAGAAAACCUCACACCACGAAUGCAAGUCCAGGUCAAGCUGGAUACUGGAAAGACCUUCCAGGCUGUCAUGAGGUUUGACACUGAUGUGGAGCUUGCGUAUUUCCACAACGGGGGCAUCCUCAACUACAUGAUCCGCAAGAUGGCCAAGUAGGCCCUCAUUUUUUAGGAGACCUGCACUUUGAGGUGCACUGGGGAGGAAGCACAGGGCCACCAGCGAGCUGGGCCUCUGGUGCAGAUGUGUCCUCCCAUUGCCUCCAAGCAGGGGCGCUGCCUUGCAGAUGGAGUGUGUGAGCACUGGAGUUGAGGUGCCAUGCCUCCAGACAGAAAAUCAGCAGUUUCUACAUUCUCUAUUUUUGUUAGUCUUUCUUUUUCUAGAAUUUGGAAGCCAAAAUGGUGGAAUGUCAGUAGUGCCACAAAGUGAGAACUGAGCUCAUCUUUAAAGUUACUGAUCACAGAAUGUUGAUUUUUCACUCUUGGCCUCUAAAUGUUCAGCCGAACACAAAUAAGUUUUCUUAAAAGGUGUCUCCCAUCCACUUUUUGUUUCUCUGUUAUCGUCAGCUCAGUGAAACCUUUCCCUUGAGGGUCAAAGCCUUUGCAUAUUAUACCAGUGUUAAUAGACACGGGUAGAUAAAAGCUUUUCACAUUUCAAAUCGUAGUGGUGAUUGUGAUUCUCCCCCCUCCUUCCUUUUCCUUCAGAAUGAAUGAUCCAUACAAUUGGUGGACAGGUCAAACACUGAAAUUUUUUGAUUAUGUAACUUUUGAUGGAUCAACACUAAAGAAAUGUUACGUGUUCUUUCACUAUCUUCAGAAAUUUUCCCCAGAAAAAAUUUUCAUUUGUCAAAAGAGAACUUUGGAGGUGGUUUUGGAGAAAGACAGAACACUUCUAAUUUUAGUAAGCUUAAAUCUGUUUUCAAGGAAAACUUCUUGACUUGGGAAUUGAAUUCUGCUGUGUGUGAGGCUAUAGUUUUGAGAUAUUUAAAGCAGAGCAAAUCUCAGACUGUACCAUCCUGAAGCCUGGAUGACCUUCAAGUUCUCCUGUUUUUAUAACCUUAUCUGUAUUACUCUGGUGAUAUGGAAGAGCUGAGGAACCCAUAUGUUUCCUGCCCUGUUUGGGAACAGACAUAAAGGUAGCAGAAGCAAUAAUCUAAGUAUGGUGAGCAGAUCACAGUUUUUUGAUUUUCAUGUCCUAUUAUUUAUCUGCUCAUUUUAAUCACUAAAGUCAUUUCAGGGCACAUGUCUUAAUCUGCUCUGGUUGUUAUAACAAAAUAUCAUAGACUGGGGGCUCAGACAUCAAAACUUUAUCCUGUCAUAGUUCUGGAGGCUAGAAUUCCAAGAUCAAGGUUUCAGCCAAUUCAUUUUCUGGUGAGAGCUCUCUUCCUGGUUUGUAAAUAGAUGGCUACAUUCUUGCUGUGACACAUGGCGUUUCCUAGUGCAUGAGCACAGAAAGAACUAGCUCUUUGGUGUCUCUUCAUAUAGGGGCAUUAAUCUUAUCAUAUCAGGGCCCCAACCUUGUGACCUCAUUUAAGGUUAAUUACUUUCUUAGAGGUCCCAUCUCCAAAGAGGCAACAGAGAUGUUAGGGUUGGUAUCAACAUAUAAAUUUGGGGGGUGGGGACACAAAUAAACAUUCAGUCCAUUACAGGGAACCUUAAAGCUUACAAUCUCCUUGUAGUGAAUUCUAAAUCUCAAGUUUAGCAGUCAGGGGAUGUGGCCCGGUUAUCAGAACACCUAGAAUUGAGUCCUGUCUCUGAUUCUUCCCAGAAAAAGAGACAAGACUGGUUAUUGAGCAACCCUGCCUCUGAGGUUCUGGGAUGUAGCUUGCGUUCACAAAUAAAAACUACAAACAGAACCCUGUUGUACAAAAAAAUUUAAAAAAAAAACACUUGACACCCUCAAAUCCAGAUCAGUCCUAACUUACGUAAUAACACUUAAUAACACUUGAGCUGAGAAAAUAGACUGUCAGCCCAAUUACUGACCAUCUGGGGAGCUGUCUAGUCCCUGCUUUCAGUGGCUUGGGGAGACAGAUUCUUCUGGCUGUGACUUCUGGAAUGAGGUUCCUUCACAUAUGGACUGCCCUCCUCUCCCAACAAAUAAACCCUCUAUCCUGUUCAUUAAUGAAGUGUCUUGGCCAGUGUCACAUCCUUGUCCACAACAAGGCUGAACAAAUACACCCUUUUACCUGGUUUCUUAAGAAGGCAUGUCCUCAUAUUGUCAAAAUUGAAAGUAUGUUACUCCUGCUGGUCCCAUUCCUCCUUCCUCUCUAUAGGAUUACAUCUUUGUUCUUAGAGUUUCCUAAGUCCAUUACCGCCUGGUCCUGUCUAGGGAAACAGACAUUAGUUGGUGUGUACAGUGUUAACCAACAAACUUAUUUAAUGCAGCAAAUAAGCAUGUGUGUCUUUGGUUAUGGGGCAGCCUUCAUGUAGGUUGGCAGAGUAAGCUAGGGGAAAGAUAAAUGAGUCAUGACUCUUAGUUAUGGUGUUAAAAGCAUAACCCAAACUGGCUUAAGCAAAAAAUAGUAAAAUAGCCUCAAAGAACUAGAACAAUAGUGGUGGCCAUGGCCACAUCUAGACACUCAAAUUCAGGUUCCCUCCCUGUCAUUUCCCCUCUAAUCUUGCCUCCCAUUUACAAUGGCCUCAUUUCUUCUGGGCCACUUCAUGUGCUAGGGGCUCUGACCACCUGCAGCUCUGGGCCAAGUUAACUUGUCACCUUAGAGAUCUGUCUCCCAGUUUUCCCUAGGCGAAAGAAUACUGGGGGUUUCCUAGUCACCUAAGUGAAGAGACUUAUUUUUGGCACAGUUUCUCUUUCAGGGUUGUGUUAGGACAGUCUCCUGCAGGGUUAUGUAGGCGCAACAGAGUUACUUCUGAAGAAAGUAAGGUUCUACUGGCUGCCUUCUUAGGAAGUCAUUAAAUGUCAUGACAACCAUUUAAUACCCGAGUCAUUUUUGUCCACCAGGACAAGCCUAAUUAUGAAUGAAGAUUAUGUAAUUAUAGCUGGUCAUUUUUUAACAGUUUUAACAAUUUGUAAUUCAAGAACUGAGGCCUACACACAUUAAAUACAGAUUUGUUGAGUGAAAUUCAUAGUUUUGCUACAUAGUAUAAUAAAACAGUUACUGGUAUGAUCCUGAAAUUAAUUCUACCAUUUGAUUCUGGUCCUAUAGUCAGCAUCAGGGCUGUAUACCUGCUACUGUGCUUCUGAAGGAUGUUAACUACACCCCAUGUAAUAAAAGGGUUCCAUGGCCAGUGUAUUUAGAAAACACUGGGUUAAAUGGGUCUUAACUGCUGCAGAACCAACAGUGAUGCAUAAUGACAGCGUGUCCUGUAAACCAGUUGUUGGAGGGGAAGGGUGGCAGCAUAUGGUACAGAAACCUAUCUGACCUCAGAAUAUUUUCUUCAGAGCAUCUCAGCAAUUGAGUUCUACAGAACAUGCUUGAGGGAACACUGACCAGAUGGUUAACUUGUUUUUUAAAUUCCAGUCAUUAUAUCAUUUUUAAGGACAGUUUACUGCCCUUGUUACACAAUCUGGCAUUUGAAUAAAGAUGACUUCAUUUCAGGUGAAAACCACAUCAGAA
This is a messenger RNA of Manis pentadactyla (Chinese pangolin), 6498 nucleotides long. It is a transcript of the gene ACO1, whose product is annotated as aconitase 1. Gene Ontology annotation, cellular component: mitochondrion; cytosol. Gene Ontology annotation, molecular function: aconitate hydratase activity; 4 iron, 4 sulfur cluster binding; iron-responsive element binding. NCBI's taxonomy places the organism in Eukaryota, Metazoa, Chordata, Mammalia, Pholidota, Manidae. Bases 414 to 3083 code for a protein of 889 amino acids. The transcript is spliced from 21 exons. Gene Ontology annotation, biological process: tricarboxylic acid cycle; citrate metabolic process. The record is from RefSeq and is a predicted model, not a curated record.